Pocillopora meandrina is the source of this 7265-nucleotide messenger RNA. The record is from the annotation of a GenBank genome assembly. NCBI's taxonomy places the organism in Eukaryota, Metazoa, Cnidaria, Anthozoa, Scleractinia, Pocilloporidae.
AUGCUGCUCCUGCCACUCUUAUUAUUUUUCCCUUCGUUGCUUAACCUGAUGUUUGCCAAUAGUGCUCUUUAUCGAAAUCCAACAGGCGAAAUUUCUCUCGGUAACUUUAAGUGCGACCCCUUCUAUUACCUUUGGGAAGAAAAACUUACAUCGUCCAUGGUAAAAGGUCAGUUUUUCUGCGCUUUCCUUUGUGUUAAUGAACCGAGGUGCUAUUCGUUUAACGUGGCAGAGUAUCCUGACUCCAACGGUCUUUAUCUUUGUGAGUUGUUGGUCACUGACAAGUACACAGCUACUGGAAAGCUCUUUGCAAAUGCCACAUUCCAUCAUUUUAGUCCUUGGGUAAGGUCUCCUUGCAUAUUUGGUGAUUGAAAGGUAUUUUUAUCAAUAGAAAUUGUACUGUUUGUGGAACAUUCUCGGUCUAUUUUCAGUCUCCAUGUGAAAGCGCUCCCUGUAAGAACGGUGGUGACUGUGAUCCUAAUUAUGAGUGGAACUCCUAUCAAUGUCACUGUAAGCCUGGAUUCUGCGGAACUCACUGCAAACGAGGAGGUAUAAAACAGUUCGUGUGCUUUUUUUGUUUUGUUAUUUUUUUUUUCAAAUGUUGAAAAUUACAUUUGCAGUGGGUUUUGAUUCAAUUUUUUUUGUGAUUGGUCAUUUUCACUGAAUCGUUUACAACUUUAGCUUCUUGAGAGCUCUACAUACCUCUUAAGUGCUUCACAUCCAGAUAAGCACACAGCUGCUGCGAUAGAGCAUUAUUCACGUAAAAGUUUGCUACGUUUCAUUGCGUACUGUACGUCAUUAUUAUGUACAAUGGGAAUACGAAGCACGCUAAUGAUUGUACACGGAUUCUCUGACGAAAUGUAAUCCUUCCCAUAAAAACCCCAUGAGUUUAAUCAGAUGCCAAGAACGCAUUAAAUAAGAUAUACUUAAUUAUAAUCAAUUUCUACUUUUUUUUCCUUCCAAGGAGAUAAAACCUGCAGUCAGAUCAAACUAUGUAAUCUCCCAAGUGGAUCUUACGUCAUCGACCCUGAUGGAGAGGGCGGAGUGAAACCUUUCAAAGUCUAUUGUAACAUGACUGACAAGGACGGUGUUGGAGUGACAGUUGUCAGUCAUGACAGUGAAGGCAGGACGUUGGUGCGAGGGUUUAGUGCCAAAGGCUCUUAUUCUCGCUCCAUCAAUUACACGGAGAAUGAUAUGGCUCAACUGGCAAACCUGACAGCUUCAUCAGCUCGCUGUGAGCAGUUUAUAAAGUACGAGUGCUACAACUCACAGCUCCUCUCCAAUGGUAACAUGUACGGCUGGUGGGUGUCACGUGAUGGAGAGAAGAUGAAGUACUGGGGAGGAGUUGAUUCUGUUGAUUACAAAUGCGCAUGCGGCUUGAAUAAUACAUGUGCAAACAUUAACCGCGGAUGCAACUGUGACGCGAAUGACCCCACAUGGCGAGAGGACAGCGGCCUCCUCAAAGACAAAUCCAAGCUGCCAGUGAAACAACUGAGGUUUGGAGAUGCCUAUUAUUAUGGUGACAAGGGAUACCACACACUUGGAAAGCUCAAGUGUUUUGGACUCAUUUAAAACUUACAUACAAAAAAGUGCAUUGUAGCCAUACACUUGUUUUUUGUAGACUCCGUUGACGUACCGCUUUAAAGCAACUAGCUGUCUGUACAAUUGCUUUUUGCAGUUCGCUUUUUGCGAACGUAAUCGACGAAACAAUUUUGUUAUGAAGUGAAAACCACCCUAAUUUAGACACAUAUCGUAUGCGUAGUAGAUUAUUAUACAUUCCUUUAAGUGCCAAAGGCCUUUCUUCUACUCAUAGAAGGGAAGAAGAAUGGAGAAGGAAGAAGUGCGAGGCACCGAGCGGGAUCACUUCACCUGAGAAGAUUGUUUCGCUUUCCACCGAUAUCUCACAAUUUGGUUCAUCUAGCAGAGUUAAAAAUGGAAAACUUUGAUUGUAUUUGCGACCUUUUAGGCCUUUGGCAGCAUAAGAUUUAAAUGAAAAUUUCCCCUUGGAAAUGCAAAAAAGCCAAAAAGAGUUACCCAACAUUUAACUGUAUCGGCGUGUUUUGCCAAAAGAAAGGAAAAGCUUGACCUUCAACCUAAGGUUUAUAUUCUAUUGUACGCAGCAAUAGAUCAAUAAGCAAGAUGAUUCAGAUUUUUUCUGUUAGCCUAAGACGCUCGUUGGUAGAAAGUCCCUUUGCUUAGAGCAAACAGCGCAAGUGUACGGAGAAAAAAGUAUUUAAAACCUUUAAUGUGUUUGGUUGAAUCUUCUAUUCAACGAAAACUGAAUGAAAUACUCCUUCGAGACUCGCGCGUGGUGUCAUUUGAGCAAGGGGUUUCCUAACAUCUUCAAAGGAAGUCGAACAUAUUACUUGUGAUGGAGUGAAUGAAAUCAUCUCACAAAUAUCAGUAGGAAGGUGAAAAAUGUUUGGUUCUGAUAUAUAGCGCAUAUGUUUUAGCAUAUUAAGCAUAAUUUUGGGCGCCCAAGGCCCAUUUUCGCUGUUUGUAGUUUUGAGACAGAGAUUGUUAACAGUAUGAAAAACAUUUGUGAAAACAAUAAACAUGUAGUCCAAAUACCUUGAAAUUGAAAAGAAAACCCGAUCAUCACUUACAGAUUUGUACAAUAUUGUUCUACAGUGUAUGACGAUUAAACAACUACGUACGUUUGCCUUGUUGGUCUCCCAAAAUUCUGACAAUUGUACUUUUCAACAAACUCGGUCCUUUAGGUUUUUUCCCGUACGUCUGAGACUCUCGUUGAUAUAAAUUAUCUUAGAUUAAAGAAAGCAACUCAAGUACACUGAGUCAACAAAAAUUUCAAAGGCCCCAUUCUAACUGAGCCGUUGGUGAGGCACUAUCACUAUCAAAAAAUUAAAUGAAAUAAUACAGACCACAACAAAUUAGUUACUGAUAAUAUAACUGUCUGCAUGCAUAACAAGCUAACAUAAGCUCCAAUGAUUCCUGAAUAACGUAUCAGAAUCCUAAAGAGGAAUGUUAUGGUUGUACCACAUUUGCUUACCUGAUUGUUUAUCAUGUAAAGAGAGGCUCGAGAGAGAGCUUCCUCUUCAGAGUCUAUCGGUCAAGUUGUUAUACUCUAAACCAAAACUGUUAAGACAUCUUUCAUCGAUGACUGGCUUGAUUUAUAUGAUUAAGAAUGCAAGUUAAGCUGGACGUUCAAAUAAGAGUUUGAAAACCUCUUUCAUAAAAUAAAUGAAGACAAAAGGCACACACUUCAUCAAGGUGCGAUUGAAUAAACGGCCUGGAUACUGCUACCCUCCUUGAGGGCAGUUGGCUUCAAUUCUGUGAACAAUGCCUCCAACUUCAAUUCUAGAAACCAGAAAUACGGUAAACACAAUAUCAAGACGAGUGAAAAAAGGAGAUCAUCAGAGGCUGGCGAGUAUCUCUUAAGGGUGGAGUGAGGAAGGGAGCCACUGCAUUAGUAGCUAUCUGAUCAAUGUCACUAUGCGCAUGCGUGUUAGUGGCACUGAUCAAAAACAUAAAUUGCAUUUUCCACGAAAGCAACACAAUUACCCAGCCAAGGCUCGAGGUCCAACUCGCUACUUACCAUUCGGCCGCAUUUACUUUUGGCGCAUUAAAGCCUAAAAAUGCCAGCCGAUGGUUUUCUUCUUAUCUUUUGGUCGCCGAACCUGUAUCGUCUUCCUUGGCGUUCUAGGUGGAGACGCGGAAAACUGUGGAUGAGAAUCCCGAGCCUUCCUUCCUCCCCCAAUUAAGUUUCCCUUUUACAUAGAUGACACGUCAAAAAUCUUUUUGAUUGUCACGCAAUAAACCCUCUGACUGUAUUCUCAUGUUCUAUCAAACGAUACGCCUCCAUGCUUAACCUUCAGAAAUUUUUUCUCAAAUGAGCCAUAACUAAAAUUCGACUACGAACACCGUCACUUUGAAUAAUGCUUGUAUAUAAUCACAUACUACUAAAAAGUCACCUGUUAAGCUGCUCUUCGACUCACCGUCGAUGGCAAUGAAACAUGCGUUCGAUGUUUCUUCGAUGUUUUCAUUAUUCACGUAAAAACUGAUAAAAGAAAGUUGAAAACUUCCCUUUUUUCCUUAUCCAAUAUUUUCCCAAAUUGAUUGGGGCAAGAAGUUUAAAAAAACUGUAAAGAUAACAUGUUAUUUUCAGGCAGUCUGAAGAUAAAAACACGCAAGAAAGAUGCGUGAAAAUGCCUCGAGCAACUCGAGCUUCUUGAGUUUUUUGAGCCAAUUUACUUUUAUAUUUAACAUUAUUAACAAGGAAGUUUGAAAUUUGGAUGAUGAGGAGCGAUUUCCUCCACUUCAUUGUGCGCAAAAACAUUACUAGCACGAUAACAAAACGAAGCAGGCUCGCGCUAUUAAAUGUAUUAAUAGGUUACAAUACUUGUUUACGUGAACAAUGCUGGUACAGACAAAAUAUUAUCAGCAGUCAAAUAUUAAUACAAUGAUCAUGGUGAUUAUUCAUUUUGAGGUAGACGUCUCAAGAUUCUAGCUCUCCAAAUAACCAACACAAAGAGUAUUGCAUUAAAAAAGUAUUUUAGGGGGUGUAACUUGAAAUACUCAGGAGCUACAGCAUUUGCAUAAUAAAAGCGAUCACAUUUCCACGCCCACUUUUUUCAUACCUCUAUCCUUUGGUUGUCACGUUUGAAUUGGUUUGAUAGCGAAGAGGGAAAGAUGGAUUUUUGGCGCUUUGAAUAUAUAUUCGGUAGGCGUCUCGGAAAACUGUUUCCUGCCACCUUAAUGGCUUCACGCUAAGCGGGAUAUCAAAGGUUUAGCAUGCCAGCUGCUCGAAAAAUAUACAAAUGAUGUACUCCUAUGUUCCACAAAAAAAAGUAUGUGCAUAUCUGCGAAUUGGAACACAUUAAGUGUGCCGUCAAUUCAGGCCUCAAAAACCCUGUGAAAGGUUACAAACUUGCCUCCUCUUGAUGGCGCGAUUUCCAAUACAUAUCGAAAAGCUUAUUUAUCUGAACUUAACAUCGUAAGCCUGGAUCGCCUCAGGGUAAACCCGAGUCAUUUAUUGAAAAUAACAACCUUUUCUCUUCUCUUCUUUCUCUCAGCAUGAUGUUACUCAAGUAUAGAGUAGAAAGUAAACUGUUUAAAUAAAUAUUUUGUAGUGAAUUUUAAAAAAACCUUGACCGUUUUUGGUAAAUUAUUGUCAGCCACAUUAGUUAAAAGAAUGUAUCUCACGCCUUGAACAGGUUACAGAGCUGCAAUGGGCUCGAAGGGAAUUUGUACAUUCUACAUUACGAAUGUCAUUUCUGUUUUCGUAAGAGAAGGUUAUAAUAUUCUUUGUUAUCGAUUGGCUACUAUAUCUGACUUGGUACAAAAUCAACGGACAAUAAUUAGGCAAUAACCCUAUAUAAGAAAGCCGGCGAGAAAGCCGACGAAAAAAGCCCGAGAGUUUCAUUUUUUCGAAUCUAUUAUUUUACAAAGGAAGAAAAACGACCUUAUUUUGUAGAGUCCACAGGUGUUUAUAAUAAAAGGCUGACCUCAAAUGCUACUUUGGAAAGUACAAUAAAAUGUUUUAAACGCACGAUACGAAAAUUAAUGUGAGGGUUAUAAAAUAAAUAUACCCUCUUCUAGCUUUCUGGCUUAUCGGCUGAUCAUUACCAGCAAUCCGAGACAUUUUACUCCCGCGGUCCGCGAGGUCAGUAGUUUCUUCAGGUUCUACUGUUCAUGCGCUAUGGCGUCAGAUUUCAUGUAAACAUGGAGCGAAGUAGAUUUCCGCGGAGGAAUCGAGUUGAUUAUAAAGCACUAAAUGUUCUUUCUACAGUGGAUUUAGAAGUUCAUUUGAAAGGAAGGAGAAAAUUUAAAAGCGGAUCUAAAGUUUAUUUUGUGGAGAGACUUAUCAGCCGGCGAAGAUUGAAGAACGAGGUAUGUGUAUUGACCCUUUUAUGUUCCUGCAGCUAUAUUUUACUUCGGAUGAAAUUUAUACUACAAUCGAAGUAAGUUCAUAAACAGCUCUAUCUCGCUAUUCGAGAUUCUUGAACGCAUUGCUGUUUUAUAUAAGAAAGAGGAGAUUCAGUGACCUUAAGUUGAAAUUCUAGGGAUUUCUUUUCGAAAUCGAGCAAAACAUCAGACAUUUUUUGACGAUUCAGACUGGAAUGAGCUCACAGUGAUACAAGUUUUGUUUUUUAUAAUUGGCGCGAUUUGGCGCUUGUAGGAGUCUGCAGAUUGUUAAAACAGCGGUAAAAAGCGUGGAAAUGCUAGGCUGCUAAGCUGAAGUAAAUAUGGCGACUUUUUUUUUUUCACGAAAAAACGAUGGAAAGUGGUCGUUCUUCGCGUCCUACAGGACAUUCGCGAGCUCAGGUAAAGGUUACGUCUAAUAGUGAAAAAGCCCUAUUUUCAAGAUUGAUUUGCGGCCUCCUAUUUUAUCAUGGAAGGCUUUAUUUAACGUAUUUGAAAGAUCGUAAACUGAAGAAAAUUUUGAGGGGUCGGCACCGAUGAAAGCAUGAAACACACGGACAGCUCAAAGCAUGGAAGUGAAGGUAAGUGAAGGUAUUUGGAUGAAACUAUAAAGGAAGUACAACCGAAGAUCUUUGUUAUUUUACCUCUAUUCCGCGGCUCGACGAAUAAACGAAACGGUGAAAAAACUUUCGCUUCGUAGUGCAGUUGCAUAUUAUUUAUCAACGAGAGGUCGGCACGUAGAAUUUAAUUUAUUUAAACUGCCAAAAAAUAAGAUUUUAUUUCAGAUCCCAUACAUUUCUUUGUAUCUUCGGGAAGCCAUUUUGAAAGUAAUCUUUGAUUGACGUACGGUAUUUGAGACGCAAUAUGACUCGCAUUGCUGGUAAUGUAAUACCCUUGGCUGAGAGACUGUCCUCAAAAUUUCAAAUUUCCUCUCGAAGCCUUGCUUCUCGGCCAACGAUUCACUUUAUAAACAAUUUUUCAGCCAUGGACAUUAUCAGCCAACAUACCAGACGCCUAAAUGUGGUUUCUUUGCACGUUAUUUCUGCCAGCCCUCGAAAUUUCGUAAUUCAAACAUGCGUUACACCUGCUCCCUAGAUGCGACUUUUUAUCAUAAAAAGCAAACAAAUACUAUAAAAGGAUAAGUUUUAUUAUUCACAAUUAAAGUGCUAUAUAUCUUAAAGCAGCUCAUUCAGGUGUUGUCGUCCAACAGCCACCAUCAUGCUGCUCCUGCCACUCUUAAUAUUUUUCCCUUCGUUGCUUACUUGAUGUUUGCCAUGCAGAACAGCGCUCUUUAUCGAAAUCCAACAGGCGAAAUUUCUCACGGUAACUUUAAGUGCGACCCCUUUUAUUACCUUGGGAAGAAAAACUUACAUCGUCCAUCGUAA